Messenger RNA from Pangasianodon hypophthalmus (striped catfish), 4034 nucleotides. Its product is annotated as phosphoinositide 3-kinase regulatory subunit 6. Gene Ontology annotation, cellular component: phosphatidylinositol 3-kinase complex, class IB. The transcript has 20 exons. Gene Ontology annotation, biological process: positive regulation of MAP kinase activity; G protein-coupled receptor signaling pathway. The record is from RefSeq and is a predicted model, not a curated record. Bases 227 to 2428 code for a protein of 733 amino acids. NCBI's taxonomy places the organism in Eukaryota, Metazoa, Chordata, Actinopteri, Siluriformes, Pangasiidae. Gene Ontology annotation, molecular function: 1-phosphatidylinositol-3-kinase regulator activity.
CUCUCUCUGUCAGUCUCUUUCGGACUGGCUGGGUGAGUGUGUGUGUGUGUGUGUGUGUGUGCGCAGUAGAUAGAGGAAGUGUUAUUCGGCGUGUCACUCUCUCACUCUCUCAGUCGACUUCAUGUGCAUGGCGAUGUAGUCCAGAACAGAACUCUACAAAACAGUAGCACAUCUAUUUGCUUCUUUCCAUCAUAGCGACCACCAACAGUGACAUCAUCAUGCUGACAUGAUGGCAUCGUGGGUCUCUAACUCUAGCGACUGUAGCGGUAUGGAUUCAGAAGAAUUCGCGGCUCUCGACUCGGAAAUCUACCGAAGCCUACAAACCAUUCUGAGAGAGCUGGACACCUCGCAGUCUGUGGUCAAUAAAGGAAUGCUGAGGUGGACUUUGCAUAAGAAGGUGCAAUGUGAUCCUCAGAGGAGCCUCGCUUUGGUCCGAGUGACCAUCAAGGAGCUGGAGAGAGCUGAGAGAGUGGACCUGAAAACACACAUCAUCCCGCUGUUACACACUCUCAUGUACGCCGUCAUACAGGCGGUGUACAUCCCUGAUGAUCUGCAUAAAAGGCUUUACGAGUCGUGUAAGAGGAUGCUGACGCUGCCAGAGCCUUUCUGUACUGUAGGACUCAAUUACACUAGACAAUUAAAGGCUGAAGGAUACACACCAGGACUGCUGUAUCUAAGGAAGAUUAUGGCUGAACACACUCUGAGAAAUGAAAAUUAUCCUUUACAGGAACGUGUGUUUGUGUUUGUGGACCCAGUGGUGUUCUCAGAGUCUCUGUGCUCGGUGUUGAGGGAGGAUCUGGAGGCUGAGGGUCGGACGGAGACGCAGCUCAGCUACAUGCGUCAUGUGAUACAGCGCCUCCUACAGGCCACGCUGGGAGAGGACAACUGUCACGGCUCGACGCUCUCCAAUGCCCUGGAGGAGCUGCAGCAGGAUGUAGAGAGUUAUUUCAAUGAGGUUUUAGAGUGCGUUUAUCAAAAUGAACAAAACAACCUAACACAGCGACUCCAACAACUCUACACACAGCUGCUGCUCAGCACCGGCAAAGAUCCAUUGUGUCACGGCUCUCUGGUCGACGUUUCUCUUCCCAAUCCGGAUAUGAGCUUCCACGUGUGGUGGGAGGAGGAAGAGCUCUGGAGAGAACUGGCCAAAUUUGUGCGCAGCAGCUCCACCGAUAACUUCUGCAUCUCCAUGGAGGAUUUCGACAUGUCUGAGUUUUCCUCCUACAUGGACUCGGACAUGCCGCGUCACUCCAUCCUCUCCACGGACAGCGGCAUCGAGCGGGACAUGGCGCAGGGCUCGGACUCCGAGACGAAGAGCACGUUGCGUCUGUUGAGGCGCGGCGGGAUGAAGGUGAAGCCCUCGGUGACGGACAGCAUGGCGUUCUUACAGGAUGCUUUAGGCAGCGGGAGCGCUUUCCUCAAACAGCAGCAACGUCAGAGACACAUCACCGCUAACAUCGUCGUGAUGGGGGACGACCGCGUACUCGGGAGACUCGCCAGGGCUUACUACACACUCAGGAAAAGAGAAGCACGGAGACUUUUUCUGACCAUGAAAGUGAACAUAAAGAUGUUUUAUGUCCCCGUGUCCACGCAGCAGCUCUCCUCUCCCACCACGGAGAGUGUGUGUCUGCUGGACUCUAACCCGUGUGUGUUGGGUUCGUAUCUGGGGAAGGUGGACCCGUGGUACGAGUGUAACAUCAUCAGCCUGGGUCACAUGAUCCCCAAACUCGCCUCCGUGUGUGACUCCAGCAGGCCACACGAGCCCAACCCUUUUUUAGCUGAUGUCAUUUCCUAUUACGUGCGAAUGGGACAGCAGCCGGUUCAUUUCACCAUCUACUACGUGAAGAUUGUGUUCUGUAACCCGAACAAAGAGUCAGUGGAGGACGUCUUCCUUUCUCACGCCAGUAUCAAGUUCCCCGAGUUUACACAGCGUCACACCACCGGUAGAGACAUGACUAUUAGACAGAAGAAGCAAUCUGCAGAAGUGUGUGGUGCGCUCGUCUCGCUAAACUACAGGAAGGUGUCACUGAGCAACAGAGAAGAAGAGAGAGGUAUUGCGUUACGGACGACGAGAGUUCAGAUUUCAGCCGUAACCCCCAACAGAAGCCAAGAUGUGAACUGUCUCACGGUGGACUUCUGUGACGUGAAGCCCAAAUGUGUCUUGGAGCCCAAAAUCCGGACGUGCAGCAUGAAGCUGAAGACGACGGAGAGGACGGCGUUCACGCUGUGUCUGGAUAAAGACUCGCGCAGAACCUUCUACGAAGUUCAAAGUAUCGAGAUAGAGCCGUGUAAAGAUCCUGGAUAUUACAUUCAAAAGUCCAUGAGGUCAAAGUUCACGACAGAAGAGGACACGGACUCGGGACUGAGCAAGUUUAUGAAUCGAGGACUUCCUCUUUCGAUACACACCUUCUCAGGCAUCAUUUCCUGACAGAAAAAUAGAGAAGGAAGAAGAAACGCACUUUGGUGGACUGAGCUAACCGCUAACCGCUAACUAAUUGUGACCCUUGUAUUGUGUGGUUCUAUUUAAUAUUGUAUUCACAUAUUCACGUAUGUAUGAAGGUCACAGAGUUCCAUGCUGCUAAACACACACACUGAAUCGUUUCCCCUCAGUGUGUUUUAAAAAAAAAUCCCAGACAGUGGAGGUGUGUGUUUUUUAAAACCACAACUGUCAGAAUGACUUCCUCUUCCCUUCUCAGAAAUCAUUUUCUGAUAAAUCAAGAAGAAAAAGCAGGCUGGAGUAACCGUUUAGCCAACCGCUAACUAGCUAACAUGCUAACAUGCUAACACACUCCAUCGAUAGUCCCGUAGCGUGUUAAUAAAACCUGAACAAAUGUCAGGUGUUGAAGGGUUAACACAAACUCACACACUUGUUGCUGUUUUCCGGUUGUAUGUUUUCAAUAAUCUGGAUGAUGAAACAACAUGUUUACAAACCCGCAGCUAAUAUGAUCUUAUGCUAAUUUAUAAACAAUAAGCGCUUUCUUUCCGACAGGAACGUCCUGUCACAUGACUGCUUAACUGGAACCUCAUUAGAGAGUGUUAGCUAAACAGAACCAGCUAGCUAGGAGCAGUAUAAAAUUAAAUACAGCCACCUGACUAGCAUUACACCACGCAGUUGUUUGUGGCGUAGCUAAACAGCUAGUUAGCCUGGUAGAUAGCUACGUUUACUCUAUUAUAAGAUAUAAAAUAUAAAAUAAAAUUAGGUAUUAGAGAUCAAGAGCGUAGCUCAGACGGGUUCGUCAUGUUUGUUAGCUUAAAUGUUUAACGUAUAACGAUUAUUAGCGAUUUCAUUAUCACUGAGUUUUAUCACUCCAACACUAACACAGUGUGACAGUCAGCUCAUUUGCUGAAGUGUUGGCUUGCUAAGUAGAACACAUGCUAACUACCGUGUUUGCUAACUAUCUAGUGUGCUAAAUAACGACUUUGCUACCUAGCUAGCUCAAUAAGUAGCUAGCGGCGUGAAGAAUCAGAGCAAUAAAACACAAUCAAAUAUUAUUGGCAACCUGAAGAACUUUAUCGCUCCUGAUUACACGUUUUUUUUUUGUUUGUUUUUUUUUUAAAGGGAACUAUGUCCCAUCGAAACAGCAAAGCCUUCUGGGUAAUUUCUGCACAUUAAAAACAGCACUGAUAGAAUUAAAAUGAUUAAAUAUACUAUUAAAUAAUACGUAUAAAGUAUGAAGGGGAGUUUUUAAAGAAAAUCAAAGUAAAAAAUGAACAAAUUGUUUAAAACAGGUGUUACACUAGUGCAGUGGAUUUUAACUUGAAUUAUUUUUGUUUAGUUUUAUUUUCAAAUCGUGACAGAUUUGAUUUGAUUCUCUAUCACACUAGUUUAACUGUAAACGCUGUAACUGUUAAAUUGUGAAUAUUUGUAUGAUAAUCGAUUUGGCUUUUAUUUUGUUCGUCCCCUGAUGUUCUGAUUAACGUUUCACCCGUAAAAUGAAGAUUUUAUGUAAAAAACAAAGAAAGUUAAAAGGUAUGUAUAUGAAUAUUGUGAAUUAUGGAUAUUAUAAAUAAUAUAAAGUUUUUCAUUUAUGAUU